Molecule: messenger RNA, 1113 nt
Organism: Branchiostoma belcheri (Belcher's lancelet)
Lineage: Eukaryota; Metazoa; Chordata; Leptocardii; Amphioxiformes; Branchiostomatidae
Product: alpha-N-acetylneuraminide alpha-2,8-sialyltransferase-like
Exons: 7
Coding region: 1-1113 (370 amino acids)
Biological process (GO): N-glycan processing; oligosaccharide metabolic process
Molecular function (GO): alpha-N-acetylneuraminate alpha-2,8-sialyltransferase activity
Source: RefSeq, a predicted model, not a curated record
AUGUCGCCGAAGAUAAAGACCCUGCGACUGGCGCUGCUUUCCUUCCUACUGUUCCUGGUAACCACGAGUCUGAGGUACACUCUGACCGGAGGCGACGUCAGGGUCAAGAUUGUUAUCGACUCCUCACAAAAGGACUUCGGACCACCGUCGGAGCUCGCCGCUCUGCUAGCCCACUCUGUAAACCACACAAGAACGAACAGGGACGUCAUAGAUUCCGUGGACAGACUGACACCCACACGUCACACGUUCAACUCUCCAGCGAUACAAGUCUUCAGAAAUCAACUGAGCAGUCAAGUUCACACGGCGGAGAUAUUCAUUCUUACACAGUCAAACACGCGCCCUGGCGACCGCAUACCGUACUACAGGGGCCGAGGUGGCUACAACAUCGACAAAACAUUGUACUCACUGCAACCGUCUAGUAUAGCGGCAGGAACAGACAUAUUUAACCGCUGUAGUGUGGUGGGGAACAGCGGCAUCCUGAAGGACAGCGGCUGUGGGCCUCAGAUAGACGGGGCAGACUUCAUCUUCAGGUUGAACUUGUUCCCGACCGUGCCCAAGUUCACAGACGACACGGGAGUCAAAACUCAUCUCGUCACGUGUGAUGACGUCACACUCAACAAAAAAUUUCUAAACCUGGGAGAACCACGUUGGAAACAAGCCUUCCAGAACUACGUCACCAACAGUCGUUACGGCCCUGUGCUGAUCCUGACCGCGCCGUUCGGCAGACGGGAGCACACCCAGCGGCAGUUGGACCUGCAGAGAACCGUCCAUCAGCAGGGGCUGAGGCCGACCGUGGUGCUGGGACAUCCCCUGCACAGGAACGCCACCGUGGAGUACUGGCACAGGGCAGGGCUGGAGAGGACCAUGUCAAACGGUUUCUACAUGGUGAGUUCGGCGCUGUCUCUGUGUACCAAGGUCACAGUGUUCGGGUUCUGGCCCUUCACGGAGGACAAACAAGGGCGGCCCGUGGACUUCCACUUGGCCCAGUCCAUGUGGCCUCACCUCUCACACGAACAGAGCGACGACAGCCUGAGCACCAUGCGCGCAGAGUUUCAGAUGUUACUAGAGUUAGACAGACUGGGUCUACUGAGGCUUGUUACAAAUCCGUGCUGA